ACUAUUCAACAUGCGCAAAGGGGUGCCAAAGGACCCAGAAAUAGCUGACCUGUUCUACAAAGAUGAUCCUGAAGAAAUAUUUGUGGGUUUACAUGAAAUUGGACAUGGAAGUUUUGGAGCCGUUUACUUUGCUACAAAUUCCCACACUAAUGAGGUGGUGGCAGUCAAGAAGAUGUCCUAUAGUGGAAAGCAGACGAAUGAGAAAUGGCAGGAUAUCAUCAAAGAAGUCAAGUUUCUACAACAACUGAAGCACCCCAACACCAUAGAGUAUAAGGGCUGUUACCUGAAAGAGCAUACGGCAUGGUUGGUUAUGGAGUACUGUUUAGGAUCAGCUUCUGAUUUGCUAGAGGUUCACAAGAAACCACUUCAGGAAGUGGAGAUUGCUGCCAUCACCCACGGUGCCUUGCAGGGGCUGGCCUACCUGCACUCUCACUGUAAGAUUCAUAGGGAUAUUAAAGCUGGAAACAUUCUUCUAACAGAACCAGGUCAAGUGAAACUAGCUGAUUUUGGGUCUGCAUCUAUAGUCUCCCCUGCCAAUUCUUUCGUGGGAACGCCUUACUGGAUGGCACCAGAGGUGAUCCUUGCUAUGGACGAGGGACAGUAUGAUGGAAAGGUGGAUGUCUGGUCUCUUGGGAUCACGUGUAUUGAGUUAGCUGAAAGGAAGCCUCCACUUUUCAACAUGAAUGCAAUGAGUGCCUUAUAUCACAUAGCCCAGAACGAUUCCCCUACGUUACAGUCAAAUGAAUGGUCAGACUCCUUUAGGGGAUUUGUUGAUUACUGCUUACAGAAAAUACCUCAGGAAAGGCCAUCAUCAACAGAUCUAUUACGGCAUGAUUUUGUUCGGCGAGACCGACCACCAAGGGUACUAAUAGACCUCAUACAAAGGACAAAAGAUGCAGUACGUGAAUUGGAUAACCUUCAGUACCGGAAAAUGAAGAAAAUCCUUUUCCAGGAGACACGGAAUGGCCCACUGACCGAGUCUCAAGAAGAGGAGGAGGACAGUGAGCAUGGAUCAAACCUGAGUAGGAAGAUGGACAGUCUGGGCAGCAACCAUUCCAUCCCAAGUAUGUCUGUGAGCACAGGCAGUCAGAGCAGCAGUGUGAGCAGCAUGCAGGAGGUCCUGGAUGAGAGCAGCCCUGAACUGGUCAUGAUGCAUAGUGAUGAGAGCACAAUUAAUUCCACUUCCUCCGUUGUUCAUAAGAAGGUAUGUUCUCUGGUGCUCUCCACAGAGGAUCAUGCAUUUAUAAGGGAUGAGGUGGGCCACAGGGAUCGCAGGCCUGAGGUGCGGCCUACCCAGUCAGUGCAGAAUCAGGCCCUCCACUACCGGAACCGAGAGCGCUUUGCCACAAUCAAAUCAGCAUCUUUGGUUACACGACAGAUCCAUGAGCAUGAGCAGGAGAACGAGUUGCGGGAACAGAUGUCAGGAUAUAAGCGGAUGCGGCGCCAGCACCAGAAGCAGCUGAUCGCCCUGGAAAACAAGUUGAAGGCCGAGAUGGACGAGCACCGCCUCAAGCUGCAGAAGGAGGUGGAGACGCACGCCAACAACUCGUCCAUUGAGCUGGAGAAGCUGGCCAAGAAGCAAGUGGCUGUGAUGGAGAAAGAGGCAAAGGCAGCUGCAGCAGAUGAAAAGAAAUUCCAGCAACAGAUUUUGGCUCAGCAAAAGAAAGACCUGGCGACCUUUUUAGAAAGUCAGAAGAAACAAUACAAGCUUUGCAAGGAAAAGAUUAAAGAGGAAAUGAAUGAGGACCACAGCACGCCGAAGAAAGAGAAGCAAGAAAGAAUAUCGAAACAUAAAGAGAACCUGCAGCACACACAGGCUGAAGAGGAGGCCCAUCUUCUCAGCCAGCAGAGACUCUACUACGACAAAAACUGCCGUUUCUUCAAGAGAAAAACGAUGAUCAAGAGGCACGAGAUGGAGCAGCAGAACAUUCGGGAAGAGUUAAACAAGAAGCGGACCCAGAAGGAAAUGGAGCAUGCCAUGCUGAUCCGGCACGACGAGUCGACGCGUGAGCUGGAGUACAGGCAGCUGCACACGCUACAGAAGCUGCGAAUGGACCUGAUCCGGCUGCAGCACCAGACUGAGCUCGAGAACCAGCUGGAAUACAACAAGCGGCGAGAGCGGGAGCUGCACAGGAAGCAUUUCAUGGAGCUCCGGCAGCAACCAAAGAACCUGAAGGCUAUGGAAAUGCAGAUCAAAAAGCAGUUCCAGGACACAUGCAAAGUACAAACUAAGCAGUACAAAGCACUGAAGAAUCACCAGCUGGAAGUAACUCCAAAGAGUGAGCACAAGACAAUUUUGAAGAGUCUGAAGGAUGAGCAGACGAGGAAGCUCGCCAUCCUGGCAGAGCAGUAUGAGCAGAGCAUCAACGAGAUGAUGGCCUCACAAGCGCUACGGCUGGAUGAGGCCCAAGAAGCAGAAUGCCAAGCCCUGAGACUGCAACUCCAGCAGGAGAUGGAGCUGCUCAACGCGUACCAGAGCAAAAUUAAGAUGCAGACAGAAGCACAGCAUGAAAGAGAACUCCAGAAGCUGGAGCAACGGGUGUCGCUGCGCAGGGCACAUCUUGAACAGAAGAUUGAAGAGGAGCUAGCCGCCCUCCAGAAGGAACGCAGCGAGAGGAUAAAGUUUCUGUUGGAAAGGCAGGAGCGAGAGAUUGAAACGUUUGACAUGGAGAGCUUGCGAAUGGGCUUUGGGAAUUUGGUCACAUUAGAAUAUCCCAAGGAGGACUAUAGAUGAGAUUAAAUUUCUUUGCCAUUUAAAAACAAAAACAAGACAAAAAGCAAACAAAAUGAUGAUAAAACUUGCGAAACCAACAUUCCCCAUGUUAACGGGCGUGCUCUCUCUCUUUCUGUCUCUCUUACUGACAUCGUGUCGGACUAGUGCCUGUAUAUUCUUACUCCAUCAGGGGCCCCCUUUCCCCCUGUGUCAGGUCCUGGUGCAGGACAGCUCCUGGCGGUCUUUUCCAUAGUAUGUCACAGUAUUGAUGUCUCUGUGCAAUGAUUAAAAAUGUUUCAGUGAAAACUUUGGAGACAAUUUUAAUGGAAAAACAAAAAAAAAAAAAGUGGAUGUAUGUUGCUUUUGAGCAAUCACUCAUUUAACCACCAAUCAAUGAAAGUACAAGCAAAAAAAAAAAUAAUAAUAAUAAUAAUCAAAAGAUAUAUACAAACCCAGGGGGAGAGAGACUAAAUCCGCAGCCUUACCUUAACUAGCUGCUGCAUAAUUUUAUUUUAUUUUUAUUU
This is a messenger RNA of Gavia stellata (red-throated loon), 3237 nucleotides long. It is a transcript of the gene TAOK3, whose product is annotated as TAO kinase 3. Gene Ontology annotation, molecular function: ATP binding; protein kinase activity. Bases 11 to 2734 code for a protein of 907 amino acids. The transcript is spliced from 19 exons. Lineage: Eukaryota; Metazoa; Chordata; Aves; Gaviiformes; Gaviidae. Gene Ontology annotation, biological process: protein phosphorylation; execution phase of apoptosis. The record is from RefSeq and is a predicted model, not a curated record.